GCAGGAAACGUGACAACACCGCAAAUAGCUAGACAAUGCGUUCAAGUUUUGGGCUUGUUUGUGGUGGAAAAAAGCCUUUUGGGAAAUUUUUUGUGUAGUGGCGACGAGUAUUUGCCAAAAAGUGGCCGAAUUUGGUGGUUGGAUGUAAUGUUAAAUUAUUAUUUUCGUGAUUAGGGGCGCUGUAGUAGUGGCCGACUUGACACGCCAUUUUACAUGAAGAGCAGUUUGCUUGCAAUUUUGUGAUAAAAGUGGGUUUUUUCGAGCGAUUUUCGUGUGGAAUAAACAUUUUGUGGAGCAAAUCUUCACGCUAAGGAGUGCUGUUUGGUUUUUGUUCAGAUUUUGUGCCCACAAUGUUUUGAUAUUUGCUGUAAGUGUAAAGAAUGGCCCAUUAUUACCAUGUGUUAUCUCAAGAUGAUAAAAGCAACGACAAAGUGGCACAGUUUUACCCGAAUCUUGAAGAGAACCAAACAGUUCAGUUCGUUAUUGCAUCAGACGGCUCUCAGCAGCAGUUCCAAGCACAGCCAGUAGUCGUUUCUUCGGAUCAGUUGAUGGUGGUUGAAGGGCAGGGGCAGCAAGUGAUAAUUGACCAGUCUCAAGUCACUUACCAAUCUCCUCCCUACGUCGUGCAAGAAACUUCAGGGAUAGAGUUCCCAAACAACCAACAGCAAGUCUAUUACAUGACAAACACCUCACCCAACCAAUCAGUGGUGGUGGAACAGUCAAUCAACCAACAACCGGUGGUUCUGAACCACCAGUUUUUGCAAAAUCAGAUGUCGAAAGCCAACAGCCCCAUGCACCAAACAGGAGUCGUUAAUGCCUCUGUUAUACAAGAAAAGAGCAUUGUGCAAAUGAGAAAUCAAAUCAAAGCUGCCGCCAAACACAAUAUCGUGAACAAGGCUCUACAAUUGACGCCUCAAAAAAUGGUAGCUAAGGACAUAGCCCAGAACCUCCAAAGUAGUCUCAAUGAUAACGAAGCUGACAAUAACGAAGAAGAAACAGUGACUUUAAGAGACGAAAGGAUGAUAAAUUACACUCAAUACCGUAGACUUAUCACUCAAAAACAAAAUCAAGCAAUGCAAGAACGACUCGCAUCACAAAAUAUCGCAAGUUUCCAACGCAAACCCCGACCUGCUAUUAACAAACAACUCCCUCGUAAUGCAAGACCUAAACAACCGAUUCGGUUGAACCGCAACAACGUUGCUUUUAUCCCGAAUGCGUCGCUGGAAGAGCGUUAUGAAGAACACAAGUCCCCGAUUAAGCAAAACACAUCACAGUUUCAAAACCAAAUGCCUCAAAGGCAGCAGCCGCAGAUGAAUCGACCAUCACAGGUUCAAGAAUCUCAAAAUCAGUAUCUAAUCCAACCGAGACAACGCGAUAGCAAACCGCAAAUCCAACGACCAUUGCCACAGUUUUUGCACACGAGUCAGAUUCAAAAUAUUAUUGAUAAUGCACCCAAAAGUGCCGAGUAUUCCGAUUCGAUACGUAUGUUGGUUUUGUUGGAUAACGGAGAGCAAAGACUUAUCACAUUUACCCUGCCUAAAGAAGCUUGCACAAUUCAGGAAAUCCUUGAGCAAGUUGGGGUACCAUUUACGAAAGAAACCCCAAUUCAGGUCACCGAAGCUAACUCAAAUGGGCUAAAUUAUAUCGUUGCUGUGGGUAACGUUCCCGGAUUUACCCUGGAACCUCCGGAAGAAAUAACUCUCGAAAAUGAAUUUGGACAACAACAAGUACUACAAGUAAUCGAGCAAGAACCACCACCUCUUGUGGAAGUGUCCACCAAACCACCUUCACCCGAACCACCGAAAGAAUUACCGCCGAAAAUAAUCGAAGGGCUGUUGGCAGUUUGUCAAAAUUGUGGUUACUUAUCGGAAGAUUUUAACAAAUGUAUGAGGUGUAAAAGAAAACUUCCUGAAAAUGUUAAGUCGGUGGCGGCUGUCAAUAGUAAUGGGAAAAAGGUCGAUCCGAGAAGUGGAUUAGUUGAGAAGAGGCUGGCAUUGCAAAAAACUAACGGAAUUCCGAGAAUGAACUUACUGCCGAAAAAACGUCCAUCCAAACCGAAAUUACUAGAGUGUGAAACGGUCGUUGUAAGUUCAGACGAGGAAGAGUCAGAUAAGAAAACCCCGGUUAAAAAUGUGAGUGAGCAAUUAUUAGAAAAGUUGGGUGCUUCAGUGACAAUAAGUCCCAUUUCCAAGGAACCGUCAACUGUGGAUAUCCAAAAAAGCAGUAUGACAGUCAAAGGUACCGAAAAAGUUCCUUUUGAACAAGUGAAUAGUACUCUAUUGCUGUGUAGAACUAUAAGAAUUGGGUCGUACCGGUUCGUUCCUCCUGAACCUAUACGAGUUGAUUCAAAUGGGAUCACGUUAAAAGUGCCACACCCGAAAAUCGAAAACACAUUAAAAAUAAUCAAAAUUGAGAGUUCAGAUAUUGUUAAAGUGUUGAUAAGUUUCCAAAAGUCGCUCCCAGUGUUGUUCUACUAUUUAUUACCGUCAGUUGGUGCUGUAGUUAGAGAAGCUUUAGAUAUGACUCCAGUUUCGGAUUAUUACUUUGAUCCCCUGUCUGAAAUUGAAGAAGCACACAGGAGGAUAACGUUACUGCCUGAGUCGCUUUCCGAGGAAUCCAAAAUUACAUUGCAAAAAAUUUAUUCGAAGAAUUCUUUGCUGGAUGAGCUCACUUAUAAGGAGGCCAACGAUAUUCUCAUUAAAACCUGUCCGAAAGAACUAUCAAAGACCGUUAUGAGCUACAGUAGUGUUUCAGAAAUUAAGGCACUUUUGAUGUACCCUGCCGAAGGCAGAGGUAGGAUCACAAUCAACACGGAAGACUACAUGUGCCUGGGUCAAGACCAAUUUUUAAAUGAUGUCAUCAUUGAUUUUUACUUAAAAUAUUUGCUACUUAAUCUACCGAAAGAACGCCAGGAUAAAGUUCACAUAUUUUCAACUUUCUUUUACAAAAGAUUGACCACAAAGCCGUUAAAGGCUUCGAGAAAGUCGCAACCGACUGAGAUCGAUCCUAAUUUAAGUCCAGCACAGAAAAGACACAGCCGUGUUAAAACAUGGACUAAAAAUGUUAAUAUUUUUGAAAAAGAUUUCAUCAUAGUUCCGAUUAAUGAGAAUUGUCACUGGUUUCUCGCUAUUAUUUGUUUUCCCAACAUGAACGGUACUCAUACUAUGGACGGUCAGCCUAUUAGAAUCGAACCGAAACAAUCGCAAAAAAAGAAAAAAGUCGUUACUGCCGCUGUGAAAGAGAAGAACAUUGAUCCGUCAAUUAUGUGUGAAGACGGCGAUUCUAGCGAUAAAGAUGAAGCAGAAGGAGAUGAUAGCGAGUUGGAUUCUGAUGAUUCUGAAGAAUCACCUCCUCAAACACUUUCUGUGGAAAAUAAUAGCGAAAGGCCUCCAAUUAAGCAGCCUUGCAUUCUAAUAUUCGAUUCUUUGGCGGGGGCAAGUCGCAGUAGAGUUGUAGCCACACUUCGGGACUACUUAACAUGUGAAUACAAAGCAAAGCUCAACGAGGAAAAAAUAUUUACGAAGGAUAUCAUCAAAGGUGCUUGUCCGAAAGUUCCUCAACAAACUAAUUUUACGGACUGUGGAUUGUAUUUGUUACAAUAUGUCGAACAAUUCUUUAAUGACCCAAUUAAAGAUUAUCACAUACCUAUUUUACACUUGAAAACUUGGUUUGAAGAAAUUACUGUAACCAAAAAAAGAGAAGAUAUUUCACUUUUAAUCCAGUCGCUAAUGAAGGAAGCUGGAAAAGAUUUGGACAUACUACCAGAUGUUAUAUUCCCAACUCAAAACGGUGAACUAACAGAGCGAGCGCUUAUGGAGAAAGAGGAUAAAUUCAUGGACGACGAAAUGAUGGAAGACGAAGAUGAGGAUUACGUUCCACCAAUGGGCAAGAUAACAAGUGACCAAUCAGAUGAAACUGGGGAAUCAAAUUCAGAAUCACAAGGCAAUUUCGCCCUAAAACCAUCAAAUGAAGGUGUUGUUAAUUCGGAGUUUACCGAACAAGCUGUGACUAGCGCGUCAUUGUUGAAACCAGAUAUUAGUGACUUACCGAAACAGAGCAGUAAAGACACUCUUUCUUAUCUUAAAGCGAAACGAAUUAUCAGACACAAGAAUAACAUGAACAGUGAUGGUGCACCCGAUUCGAAAAAAGCUAAAAGUGAAACAAGUGACACUUAAAACGUGACUAUUUUUAACUCACUAUUUUAUGAUGCAAAAUUUGUGAAUGUUGUUAAUAAAUUUCUUUAGGCGCUUUUUUAUUUAAA
Messenger RNA from Tribolium castaneum (red flour beetle), 4261 nucleotides. RefSeq lists its product as hypothetical. The coding region runs from base 381 to 4175 and encodes 1264 amino acids. Gene Ontology annotation, cellular component: nucleus; cytoplasm. NCBI's taxonomy places the organism in Eukaryota, Metazoa, Arthropoda, Insecta, Coleoptera, Tenebrionidae. The transcript is spliced from 16 exons. The record is from RefSeq and is a predicted model, not a curated record. Gene Ontology annotation, molecular function: SUMO-specific endopeptidase activity. Gene Ontology annotation, biological process: protein desumoylation; proteolysis.